Messenger RNA from Saccharomyces kudriavzevii IFO 1802, 2136 nucleotides. It is a transcript of the gene GCD6, whose product is annotated as translation initiation factor eIF2B catalytic subunit epsilon. Gene Ontology annotation, biological process: biosynthetic process. The record is from RefSeq and is a predicted model, not a curated record. The transcript has a single exon. NCBI's taxonomy places the organism in Eukaryota, Fungi, Ascomycota, Saccharomycetes, Saccharomycetales, Saccharomycetaceae. Bases 1 to 2136 code for a protein of 711 amino acids. Gene Ontology annotation, molecular function: guanyl-nucleotide exchange factor activity; translation initiation factor activity; translation initiation factor binding. Gene Ontology annotation, cellular component: eukaryotic translation initiation factor 2B complex.
AUGGCUGCAAAGAAGGGACAAAAAAAGACUGGGCAAAACAUCCAUGGAAAGAACUCUGACAUGGAUGUUGAAGAUCGUCUGCAAGCCGUCGUCUUGACGGAUUCUUACGAAACCAGGUUUAUGCCGCUGACAGCUGUCAAACCCAGAUGUUUGUUACCACUGGCUAAUGUACCACUCAUUGAAUACACUUUGGAGUUUUUGGCUAAAGCUGGCGUUCAUGAAGUUUUUUUAAUUUGCUCUUCUCAUGCCAACCAAAUCAAUGACUAUAUCGAAAAGUCUAAAUGGAACUUACCUUGGUCUCCAUUCAAAAUUACUACAAUUAUGUCUCCCGAAGCCAGAUGUACCGGUGAUGUCAUGAGAGAUCUAGAUAAUAGAGGAAUUAUUACUGGUGAUUUUAUUUUAGUCAGUGGUGACGUGGUGACGAACAUCGACUUCAGCAAAAUGCUGGAGUUCCAUAAAAAAAUGCAUUCACAGGACAAAGAUCAUAUCUCGACAAUGUGCCUGAGCAAAGCCAAUACUUAUCCAAAAACAAGAACCAUUGAACCUGCUGCAUUUGUCUUAGAUAAAUCUACCAAUAGAUGUAUUUAUUACCAAGAUCUACCACUACAAAGCUCUAGAGAAAAGACAUCCAUUCAAAUUGACCCAGAAUUGUUGGAUAAUGUGGAUGAAUUUGUCAUAAGAAAUGACUUGAUUGAUUGUAGGAUCGAUAUUUGCACCUCCCACGUUCCUUUGAUUUUUCAGGAGAACUUCGACUAUCAAUCACUAAGAGCAGACUUCGUCAAAGGUGUCAUCUCGAGUGAUAUCUUGGGAAAACAUAUCUAUGCCUACUUAACAGAUGAGUAUGCCGUAAGAGUUGAAAGUUGGCAGACAUAUGAUACUAUUUCUCAAGAUUUCUUAGGAAGAUGGUGUUAUCCAUUGGUCUUGGAUUCUAACAUACAAGACGACCAAACAUACUCCUACGAAUCGAGACACAUAUAUAAAGAAAAGGAUGUUGUUUUAGCGCAAUCCUGUAAAAUUGGUAAGUGUACCGCUAUAGGGUCAGGAACUAAAAUCGGAGAAGGUACUAAAAUCGAAAAUUCGGUAAUUGGUAGAAACUGUCAAAUUGGUGAAAACAUUAGAAUUAAGAAUAGUUUUAUUUGGGAUAAUUGCAUCAUUGAGAACAACAGUAUCAUUGAUCAUUCGUUAAUCGCCUCCAACGCUACGUUAGGGACCGACGUACGCCUAAACGAUGGUUGUAUAAUUGGUUUUAAUGUGAAAAUUGGUGAUAACAUGAAUUUAGAUAGAAACACCAAAAUAUCUGCAAUUCCAUUAAAAAGCACACUCUCAAGUAUGUAUGGAAAUGAUGAUGAUGAGGAGCCUGAAGACAGCGAUGAUCAAGUAUUAGCCAUCUCUGUAGUUGGAGAAAAGGGUGUUGGCUACAUCUAUGAAAGUGAGAUUUCUGACGAUGAAGAUAGCUCCACCGAAACCUAUAGGGAAGUAAACACUUUGAGUAACCAAUUAGAUGAGUUAUAUCUAAGUGAUGAUUCCAUUUCUUCCACCACUAAAAAAACAAAGAAAAAGAGAACGAUGUCUGUCAAUAGUGUAUAUACAGACAGGGAAGAAAUUGAUUCAGAAUUCGAGGAGGAAGAUUUCGAAAAAGAAGGUAUUGCCACAGUGGAACGUGCUAUGGAAAAUAACCAUGAUCUUGACACGGCCUUAUUAGAAUUAAAUACAUUGAGAAUGAGUAUGAACGUUACAUACCAUGAAGUGAGAAUAGCAACAAUAACUGCAUUAUUGAAAAGAGUUUACCAUUUCAUUGCAACCCAAACAUUAGGUCCAAAAGAUGCUGUGGCCAAAGUGUUCAGCCAGUGGGGGCUGCUAUUUAAGAGACAAGCCUUCGAUGAAGAAGAGUACGUUGAUUUGAUGAACAUCAUAAUGGAGAAAAUUGUAGAACAAAGUUUUGACAAACCGGAUUUAAUUCUAUUCAGUGCGCUGGUUUCUCUAUACGAUAAUGACAUCAUUGAAGAGGAUUUGAUCUAUAAAUGGUGGAGCAAUGUUUCUGCUGAUCCUCGUUAUGAUGAAGUCAAGAAAUUGACGGUUAAAUGGGUCGAAUGGCUACAGAACGCCGAUGAAGAAUCUUCCUCAGAAGAGGAAUAA